Molecule: messenger RNA, 438 nt
Organism: Thermochaetoides thermophila DSM 1495
Lineage: Eukaryota; Fungi; Ascomycota; Sordariomycetes; Sordariales; Chaetomiaceae
Exons: 2
Coding region: 1-438 (145 amino acids)
Source: RefSeq, a predicted model, not a curated record
AUGGGCCGUCUCUACUCCCCCUUCUUCCCCACGCGUCCGAGGCGUUCUGCUCGCUUGGUCAUCACCUGGCUGCUGACCUUCGCCUUCAUGGCCUGGGUGACCUGGUACCUGUCUGUGUGCCGACGGGCCGGCGUGGCACGUCCCUACCUGCAAGAGCUAUUCGAUCCUCGUGUAGAGGACCACAGUGCGGGGAGAAGAGAAAGAGGGGGGAGGGGAGGGGAGGGGAAGGGGAAGGGGAAGGGGAGGGGAGGGAAGGGAAGGGGAGGGAGAGGGGGAGGGAAGGGAAGGGGAGGAGAGGGGAGGGAAGGGAAGGGAAGGGAAGGGAGGGAGGGGAAGGGGAAGGAGAAGGAGAAGGAGAAGGAGAAGGAGAAGGAGAAGGAGAAGAAGGAGAAGGAGAAGGAGAAGGACAGGGGUAGGAUUGUAUCUACGAUAUCAUAA